UCUUAAAUUGCAGGUUUCAAAAUAAACCAUGUAUCUUUGAGAGAAGUAAUCUCAGUGACAAAUGUGAGUGCAAAAUUAAAAUGGAAGAGUUUGUCAGAGCAGAGAUCUACACUGCUACACUUCUGGAAGGAACAUAUGUUUUAUUAAACAAAACAUUAAAGACUGAAGACUUCAUCAAACCGAAAACUCCAGUCUUAUCAGUGCAGAAGACUGAAAAUGGAAACUUUAAUGUAACUUGGGAUGACCAGUAUAAAAUAAGUGAUUUAAAAAAUUUCUUGGAAUCCUUGACAAUAAACCUGACCUAUGGCAUCAAAGGAGGACUUGAAAAGAUAUCCAAGACGGUGCAGAACACUGUGGGAUCCUUUGAAAUUGUGGGCAAAAAUCUCCAGCCAAAUACCGACUACGUUCUGACAGCAACAAUAAGCACAGGCUAUAAUGAUCAUAGUGUAUCUAGUGACCAGAGCGCACCAGUUGAGUUCACCGCACCCUCAUCCCCAAAUGAAAAGGCCAAAAUGGUGAUUCCAACUCUCUGUCUUGGUUUAAUCAUCAUCAUUUUUGUUAUCUUCUACUGUAUUUUGAGAAUGAAGAUGAAUUGGUGGGACAAAAUCCCCAAGCCAAAUAUAGAUGCCAAUCUUGGAGAGGAGAAGGGUCAUAUUUUGCCUCCAUCUGUUAUGAAGUUCUCCCAAAUCCAUGCAGAGAUCCCAACACUGGACCUUCAUGAGGAUAUGAAAUUGAAUCAGUGCAUCAGUGUUUCGGAAAAGGGAAAUGAUGCAGAUGUCUGUUUGAGUCUUUCAAAUGAUGUUGAUGCUGAUGAGAAGUGUAUCAUGAACAAUCUCAUUGCCUUCACAAAUCCACUCUAUCCUACUCUUAUUCUGGAUGAUGGCAGUGUCACACCAACUGAUGAAGGAUAUCAGGCUUUUCAAGGCUUAACAAAGAGCACAGAAGGACAGUUGAGCUCGAGCGUCAGUACUGAACAAGCACUAAAUGCAUCUGGAGCUUUGAAAUUCCCCUAGAGCACCGGCCAAGAACCCACAUCUGUCCAGCAGAGUUCUUUGCAUUUCUCACCAAGUAUUCAAAUAGACAGUUCGUAUCAGUGUGUUUAACUGUGCUCUAAAAGCAAAUGAUAUAUAUAUAUAUAUUUGGUAAUUUUUGGUUGUUCCAUUUUGAGUGGAAUACGUUGAACAAUUCAGACCAGCAAGAGCAAUAAGAGCUCUUUUAAAAUAGAUAUUUUAAAUACUAAUUCUUUCUUUAGACUCCAAAACCUUGAAUUUGAAAGUUACAUUUUGAACAGUAAGAGGUUUGUUGGUAUCUCAUGUAUAUAUAGAGUCAGUUAGUUAGUUAGAAAUGCCUCCAGUCUCACUUAAUAGCUGUUAGAUUAUUUCAUGAUCUCUGUCACGUAUUAAUGUGAGUUUGCCUCCUCCUCCCUUCUUACUCGUCCUCUUCUACAGGUGUUUCCUGUUUUUCCUACAUAUGAUGUGUUUCUUCUUUUCUUUGUCUUCUUUGAUCCUUCUCCUUGUCUCCCUCCUCUCAUCUGUGUUUUCUCUCUCUAUGCUUUAGUCUUGUCUCUUUACCCAAAUGUAUACGCGCACGCGCGGAUGAUACCUAAAGGUGAAUGGGUGAAGAUUGGUGGGGGGACCUUUUAGGCCCAGGUUGAUGAGUUUAGUCUAACCUUUGCAUAAAGUUGAAAGGCUCAGUGCCAGUAUUAUUCCUUGUAUGUCCAGUUAUUCCUGAUCACAUGUAUGUUAUAUAUAACUUGUUGUUUUGGCUUAUAUCCAACACAU
This is a messenger RNA of Carassius carassius (crucian carp), 1781 nucleotides long. RefSeq names its product interleukin-4 receptor subunit alpha-like. Gene Ontology annotation, biological process: cytokine-mediated signaling pathway; immunoglobulin mediated immune response. Lineage: Eukaryota; Metazoa; Chordata; Actinopteri; Cypriniformes; Cyprinidae. The record is from RefSeq and is a predicted model, not a curated record. The transcript has 6 exons. Gene Ontology annotation, molecular function: protein binding; cytokine receptor activity. The coding region runs from base 81 to 1013 and encodes 310 amino acids. Gene Ontology annotation, cellular component: external side of plasma membrane.